GGAGGCGGUUGGCGGGCCAUGGCCGCGGGCCGAGUGCGAGUCUGAGGGCCGCGCGCUCCCCGCCUCCUCACAGCGGCCCCGGCCUCCCCGCCGCCAUGUCGGGCAAGUACUUCAAGGGGCCCGAGGUCAGCUGCUGCGUCAAGUACGUGCUGUUCGCGUUCAACAUCGUCUUCUGGAUGCUCGGAGCAACUUUUCUUGCAGUUGGUCUUUGGGCGUGGGCUGAGAAGGGUGUGCUUUCCAACAUCUCUUCCAUCACAGACCUGGGAGGAUUUGACCCUGUCUGGCUGUUUAUCGUAGUAGGAGCAGUGAUGUUCAUUCUAGGAUUUGCUGGCUGCAUUGGUGCGCUCCGAGAAAACACCUUCCUGUUGAAAUUUUUCUCAGUAUUUCUGGGUCUGAUAUUCUUCUUGGAGUUAACGGCAGGAAUACUUGCGUUUGUCUUCAAAGACUGGAUCAAGGACCAGCUCAAUUUAUUUAUCAACAAAAAUGUUCAAGCUUAUAGGGAUGACAUAGACCUUCAAAACCUUAUUGAUUUUGCACAGGAGUAUUGGUUAUGCUGUGGUGCUCGAGGACCCAUUGACUGGGAUCUAAAUAUUUACUUUAACUGUACAGACUUUAACCCAAGUCGAGAGAAAUGUGGUGUUCCGUUUUCCUGUUGUAUCAAAGACCCUGCGGAGGAUGUCAUUAAUACCCAGUGCGGAUAUGAUGUCAGGUUGAAAAUGGAAAUAGACCAACAAAAUUACAUAUACACUAAAGGAUGCGUUGGGCAGUUUGAAAAGUGGUUGCAAGAAAACUUGAUCGUGGUUGCUGUAAUUUUCAUUGCUGUUGCUUUACUGCAGAUAUUUGGAAUUUGCCUGGCACAGAAUUUGGUUGCUGACAUUAAAGCUGUCAAAGCUAACUGGUAGAAAUUUUGACUGGACAUUGGCAAUUAACACAUACUGACAUUUGGCAGAACUGAAAUCUGCACAGCAGACGAAGAUACACUGCAGAGCACUGGCCAUGAAUUCAGUUUCCUGUCAUUACCGAGACCUGUGGAAAACAACACGAGAGCUGCUGUAGAACAUUUAGAUUUUUUGCAACAAACAAAAACCUUGUUAAAUAUCGUUGGUAAUGAUUUUAAAGGGAUUUUUAGAGUUUGUAGUUAAUGAAUAUUUCGUAAUGUUUUUUGUCUUGUGUAUAGGAUGCCAAAAUGUAUUACGUUACUUUAAAGUUCAUGUGGUUUAGAAGUUACAUGGGGUUAAGGGGUAUAAUAAUUGGCUGAAUUGCAACGACUCUUGGUAUUGUAAUAUGGGCUAUUAAAUAGUCCAGUCGUGUAGUGAGGACGUUUUGCAAGGUCAAUGAUUAGAUAUAUGAACCAGUGCUGUGCAGUGGCCGAUUAAUCAGCCUGUACACACUCGAGUGUAAAAGCUAAGUAGAAACUGAUUGUUUUUAUAUACAUGUGGUUCAGUCUGUUGUUUUAAACUCACACUGUUUAGAUGUGCCUCCUUUGUGGGUAUGAGGUGGAGAACAUCAAUCAUGUUUUACCUUAGCAACGUUUCAGCAUUAACUUAAAUUGUUUGGAGAUGGCUUGUAUUCCUGCAAGCGCUAAUGAGAUAUAUCGAGAGGUGGAAACUUAAGGAGAUCAAUGGUUAUUCUUAAAAUGGAUCUGCAGGUGGAUGCUACAUAAGUGUUUCUAGUUUUACAAUAUAUAAAAAACAUAGUUUGCACCAAGAUGCCUUUUAAAAUGGCUGUGCAAAUCUGUCCUCUCAGGAAGGUUACCUUAAGUUAUUGUACAUGGUAUUAAAACACUAUUGCUAUCAUACUUGGUCAAGAUGCCAAGGAGCAUAAACACCUGUAUGUCUGUCUGCUGCUACUUUUAAGCUGUCAUUUACAUGAAGGUUUCUCAUUACUGAUCACUUCAGUUUCACAUCGCUCGUUAAAUCUCUGAGACAUUUUCCUACAUGAAGGGCUCUAUAUAAGUGCAAGUUGUUGUAUUGGAUUUGAGCAUUGCUCUGCAGAGUUUAUAUUUUAGUUUAAACUUUCGUCUUUACCUGUAGCUUCCUUCCUUCCAGUUGUUAAAGUGAAAAAAUAAUAGGUUGAUAGUAAUAUAAGGUCAGAGGCAACCAAGUUCAUCAAACAAAGAUGACCACAUUCUUUAUUCUUUUCCUUGCUAUGUGAAAACAAUGAAUUACUUUAAAAAAUCUGGGUAUUGAAACAUCAGCAUCACAUAAUAGUAAUAAUAAUCCUUGUAUUUGAUAUAGCGCUUUUCAUGUCUUCUAGAUGUCUCAAAGCGCUGUAACUAAAAUGAAUUGACUGUAUAUUUUUGGGCGAAACGCAACAGCCAAUUGCGCACAAAACAGUCAUGGAUUGAAGUGACCAAUUUAUUUUUUUUCUUGAGGGAUUAUUAUCAGCGUGUGGAGUAAGGAAACUUGCCCAAGGUUUUGCCCUCAUCCAAUAAUGCAAUUAAGUUUGAAUGUAAAUAUAGGAAAUAUUUUGAAAUCAUGAGUUGUAUUAAUUUAAUACAUUUCCACAGUAGGAAAUGUAACAUUAGGGAACUAGAUUGCCAAUUUUUCAGAGACUAAAGACUAAAUGUCAACAUCUUACUACUCAUCUACAGUUAACAGACAGUCUUUGCUUGUUAAAUUCCCAAAUACAUCUUCCUCUCCCAUUCCCCUCUUGUUGCAAUAACUGUAUUGAUCUUCUGUUAAAGCAAAACCAUCUCUAAGCAGUAAACCGAGUCCUGGUGGUGUUUUGUUUUAGUCAGCCUGAUGAUUGAAAACCCAUCUUUAUAUAUAAAAAAAAUGCAACAGUCUUUGUAAAGACCUUUUAUGAUUGUAAUUAUUCUGUUUUAUAUGCAUCCUAACAACAUGACAAGGAAUCUGGUGCUGGUCUAUCACAACGUCAGACCAAAAACUGUUCAACUUUGCUUUCUGUUAUGGCAGAUAAACAGCUCCGUUCACUGCAGUAAACUCCGGAUAACUCGACCCUGACUAACUUGCCACUGCCACUUAAGUCAUCAUGCUAUCAAUAUUCCGGCCUUAUUUAUUCAUGUAUUCAUUCACACAUAUGCCUAACAACUCGCCACUCUGGAUAACUGGUCACUGAGCCCCUUUUUCCUUGGAGUGAUGAGUUAUCAGGAGUUUACAGCAUGCACAGCACACUUUUCAGGGCCAUUGGUUGCAGAUUGUAAUUUGCGAGAUGGAUGCUAUUGUUGGUUGAGUUACCUCAGAAUUCCUUCGGAAUAACUACUACUUAGCCACACAAAUUCCUGAAUCCUUGGAGUAUUGUUUUUGCAAACUAACACUUACGUCCCAGUCGGCUUUUCUUCCAUAUAUUUGGGUAGGGAGAAUGAACGGUGGUCGUCUCGGGCCAUCGUAAAAUACAACCUGCUUUUUUCUAAUCCAUCUUGAGGUUGUGAAAUGCACGUUCGUUCCGACUGAGAAUGUCAGUAACUGUUACGAUCUUUAUCGCACCUCCGAAAAAGAGAUGCAAAAGAAUUUGAUGUAACUCUUAAAAUCAUUGAAAACGAUGUACAGUGAGUAACAAAUUGUGCUCCGUAAUGGCUUCAUUUUGAAGCUUUUAACAGAAGCUUGGUGCAGUGCAAGUCAUUUCAGCAUUGUAUUGCAAGGUUGUACUCUUAAUUGAAUACAAAUAAUGAAUUCUGGAUGUAAUUCAUAAUUCUGCUCCUUUCAUUUGCGUUCCAGGCACCUAACACUAUUCAUUGUCUGGUUGAAGGGGUUUAAAUUCGUAUCAGGGCUGUGUUUGACAUACUUUUACACAGUAUUAAUAGUUUUACAAGAACAUUACACUCGUUAUCCUGUUGUAUGGUGUUUUUUUAACUGAGAAUUCCAGGUGAAUGAAGCCUCUGUGAUUAUCAAACUUUGUGGCCUACAAUAAAGCUGAAAACUUUAGUCCCACCGUGACUCAGACCUGUGUCGGGGUUUCCAGAUUUCCUUUGAUGUUGAUGAGUUAAUUAGUGUUGGCAUAAAGAUGAUUGCUUUGUGUACUAGGAUGAUAAGUGAGAAGAAUUUUAUUACAGUAUAGAUUUGACUUUUAUAACUCCAUGUUAAACAAUAAAACUUUUUAUUUCUCAGUU
This is a messenger RNA of Callorhinchus milii (elephant shark), 4072 nucleotides long. It is a transcript of the gene tspan17, whose product is annotated as tetraspanin 17. The transcript is spliced from 8 exons. The record is from RefSeq and is a predicted model, not a curated record. The coding region runs from base 96 to 902 and encodes 268 amino acids. Gene Ontology annotation, cellular component: membrane. NCBI's taxonomy places the organism in Eukaryota, Metazoa, Chordata, Chondrichthyes, Chimaeriformes, Callorhinchidae. Gene Ontology annotation, biological process: protein maturation; protein localization to plasma membrane; regulation of vascular endothelial growth factor signaling pathway.